GCCCCGGGCUGGGCUCCAAACUAAACGCCCAGUCAGUCACGCAGAGAGAGAGAGAGAGAGAGAGAGAGAGAGAUUUUCAGUUUGAAUUUUGGUAUACCCGCCAUAUCCAAAAGCUCGGAAGGAAGGCUUAAAGAGCAUGACGCUGACGCCAUUCCCCUGCCCACGCGAACGCACCGCCGCUUCCGCUCUCCUCCUCCUCUCCACCUCCUCCUCCUCCUCCUCCUCCACCUCCGCCUCCCUCUCCCAUUCAGAGUAACUCCCGAUCAUGCUCUCCGGCUCCCUACUGUGUUUUUAGCUCCCGUCCGUUGAAGCAAAAUCUACUCGCACUCUGUUCUGCAGGCUCCCUGCAGGUGCCGGUGCCGCUUCGGCCGCACGAGGAAAUCCGAGCUCAAGCUCGAGUUCGAACUUAGAGUCGGCCGAUUCCAAGUCCUGCUCCUCUUCCUUGACCAGCAAGCUCUCCUCCGACGAAAUUCGCGCGCCCAAGCUGAGGAUCGUUGCUGUUGCAUCUCAUCGCCAUGAAUUUAAGCUCCAGUUUCAACUUGCUCAUCCGCUUCGUCGUGGAAGUAAGAGUGGGCAGGAGACUCCGGUUGAAUAAGACUUGGAGCUACAAUCACCAGAAGUCCAAAUUCAAUGAGGCAAUCACAAAGUCGGUUGAGUUUAAACCAAAGACCAUCUCCUGCUUAUCAAGUGGCUCCAGCGGGCGUUCAAGUGCGACAUCGCAGAAAGUACGUAAAGGCAAGGCUAAGCAGGCCGUGGCUCGCGGCGAGGAGACAGUUGAGAAGCCUGUUGGCUCUGCUCACAUUCGUCUCCGAGCUGAAGCCAUUUUGAGGUUCCUUGCCGAUGGUUCUGCCUCUGAAGUGAAGAUUCGCCAAGUGCUAGGUGACAGCCCCGAUACCAGCAAAGCUCUCAGAAUCUUGUUGAAGCGGGAGGAAGUCACGAGAUCUGGGAGAGGAGGGCGUCACCACCCCUAUAUUUACACGAUAGCAAAAAGGAGUAAUGAUCCUCUUCUGGCUAGCUAGACUGGAUGAGAAACUAAAUAUCAGAAUGCCAGCAAAGUGUUGGUCCUAGGGAUCGAUAGAAGCUAAGAAGUUCAUAAGCCAUAUAUCUCUCAUUUUGGCCAAAUUUGAUCAACUGUCUUAAUCUAGUUGUUCACGGGUUUCAAAGUCCAUGAAGCAUAGGUAUAAUCUUGCAGUGGUUCAAGUAUAUGGUCCCAGCUCCACUGCACUUUCUUUACUAAAAUUGAAUUUUGUGAUAUCCGGUGAUAAAGUAUUACCAUCUCCGAUAUAUGAUGUCAUACUUUCUGCCAAGAUGUAUGUUCUCGAGGGAUAUUAGGACUGCAUCUAUGACGAGCAAAUAUAUUACUUGUACAGUUCAAAAGACAUGCAACAUUAGUAGUAUCUCUUUGUGAUUGCAAGGUUUCUACCAUAGAUGAAAGAAUUUCCGGGUGUUGCUGAUAUAAAUUGGGUGUUUGAAAUUGAA
Punica granatum (pomegranate) is the source of this 1479-nucleotide messenger RNA. The record is from RefSeq and is a predicted model, not a curated record. NCBI's taxonomy places the organism in Eukaryota, Viridiplantae, Streptophyta, Magnoliopsida, Myrtales, Lythraceae.